AUGGUUGGAACUCUUACUCUCGGCGACUUCUGCUGCCUUCAGGCUGCUGGCUUUAUUGGGCUUCCCGACUACGCUCCCGACCAUAUUGACAAUCACGUUCUUUCCGGACUUGAUGCUACGUUCCGAUCUCUUGUGGAAAGUCCCUUCGACUGGCACGCAAUCGGGAACAUAGCAUUUCAUAUUGUCACGAACGACACCUUCAUGGAAUCCUUGAAUACUUGGAUAGUCGAACAAGGCGGAGAAGUUCAGCUCCCCCCUUGGUUAGAAGAAUUCCGAGAAUGGCAGUACGCUCCUGAAGAGGCGUUGAGCAUAAGCUCUCAAGAUCCUUCCCUUCGACGUCGCUUGAUUACUGCCGGCCUUUGGAACGAUCAGUCUCUUUUGGACGAGCGUGAGUCCAAAUGGACUUCAAAUGGAUGGAUGUCCUCGUCCCUCGGUCACUUUAUCGACCUCGGCAUUGCCUAUCAACCCGAGGUUCGUCUUGCCGAAUGGCUUGCCAAACACCCGGAAGUUGAAUGCUUCCCUCGGGCUUGGUGCAUGUCUGAGGAUGAGGACCGGUCUUUAAAUCCUCAAGCUUUCCUUGACAUCGAGGCCGAAGAGGACUUUGAAAUGCAAGACGACAAAGAGGAACCCGAAGAAUUUGAAGACGAAGGCGAAGAAGUCGAGUCCAAUCCCGAAAUCCUGGUCGAGGGUUCCGUUGGCACAGACGAAUGGUACUUGAAUUCUCGAGGCCAAUUCUUCAUGAGCGGCAAGAUCUUUCCCGAGACGAAUUCCGGUGAUGAUCGUUGCCUUCAAUGCCGAAAGUUAGGCUUUACCGAGUGUAUCCGUCAGUUCAGCGGGUCGUCCUGCUUGAACUGUCGCGAUCGAAAGGUCAAAUGCAACUUGUCCGGUGGCGUUCCUGGCUCCAGGUACCACUACAUCUUCAAGGAGUGUAAGCAGGUCGGUUUCGACUUACUUCACAACAGAUUCGUUGAUCCUCCUUCCGUGGACAUCCCAGCGACUCCCGAAUCGAUCACUUCAGCGCUACCACCUCCUUCUACAGCGACUGGGACGUCUCGGUCUUCGCGUCGUAACUUGAUUAACGAAGUAGGAGUUGCCGAUGCCGACAUCCCUGUCGUACUCAGUAUGCUUCGUCAACAACUGACGGCACAACCUGAUGCUUCAAGUAGUGGGGCUGGGCCAGGACCGUCGUCGCAACAGCACGUCAAUCUUCAAAUUCUUAACGUGCUUGAGCGUAUCAAUAAUCGCCUUGAUUGCAUGGACGAAGAUAUACCCGUACGUCGCUCGGUAAAGAAAAACAAAAGUCGAGGCAAGUCGAAGGGUACUGGAAAGGGAAAGGGGCGUGCUCGUGAUGACAUGGAGGACGAUGCUGACGAGUAA
Rhodofomes roseus is the source of this 1377-nucleotide messenger RNA. RefSeq lists its product as uncharacterized. The transcript is spliced from 6 exons. NCBI's taxonomy places the organism in Eukaryota, Fungi, Basidiomycota, Agaricomycetes, Polyporales, Fomitopsidaceae. The record is from RefSeq and is a predicted model, not a curated record. Bases 1 to 1377 code for a protein of 458 amino acids.